This is a messenger RNA of Gossypium raimondii (Peruvian cotton), 2222 nucleotides long. Its product is annotated as protein IQ-DOMAIN 29. The coding region runs from base 345 to 2003 and encodes 552 amino acids. Gene Ontology annotation, molecular function: protein binding. The record is from RefSeq and is a predicted model, not a curated record. NCBI's taxonomy places the organism in Eukaryota, Viridiplantae, Streptophyta, Magnoliopsida, Malvales, Malvaceae. The transcript is spliced from 7 exons.
UUUACUUGAGUAGAUGUGGAUUUUGGCUAUGUAUCUUUUACUCUCUUUUUUUACCGUUGAGAUUGUGAAGAAAAUCUGAAAACUGAAAGGAAAAUUUCAAACUUUCUUUGUUUUAGUUUGCUUGUCUGGGUUCUAUAUUUUCAAUCGCUAUCCAGUUCGAUAUCAUUUUUUGUUUUUUAUGAUUGAAUUAAGUUUGUCUUUUAUUUAUAGUAACUUAUAACUAACAAGCUAAUGAUUAUGUAGUGUACUGCCGUUUUGACUGCCAUUACUUGCAAACCGUAUUAUGAUAUUGAAUUUCCAGAUUUAGAAACUUGGGAUUUUAAUUAUUUUUGGGUUUAACUGAGAUGGGGAAAUCUCCAGCGAAAUGGAUCAAGACCUUGCUUCUUGGGAAGAAAUCUUCGAAAUCCAGUUUCUCAAAAGGAAAAGAUAAGCUGAAUUCUGCAAAUAAAGGUGAGGUUUUGGUUUCUUCCAAGGUAACUGUGUCUGACCUAUCAGCGGAUUCUCCAUCGAUUUCAGCACCUAUUCUAGUGAGCCGUGCUAGGAAUGUGGUGGACUCUGAGAAGGGUAUACCUGCCCAAUUGCCGAUUGAUGGGGAAAAUAUUCCAUCUCUAAAAAUGGAUGGAAAUAAUGCCACAACCGGUAAUUUUGGUAACCCAGAAAAUCCUGAUAGGAUUAGGCUUGACCCAGCUGCUGUGACAGUACAGGCUGCUUUCAGAGGUUAUCUGGCUCGCCGGGAAUUUCGAAUCCUCAAGGGCAUUAUAAGGCUGCAGGCAGUUAUUCGUGGUCACUUGGUUAGAAGACAAGCUGUUGCUACUUUAUGCUGUACAUGGGGAAUUGUUAAGUUGCAAGCACUAGCUCGUGGUCAAAAGGUCAGAUGUUCAGAUAUUGCCAUGGAAAUACAGGAAAAACAUCUAAGACUGCUUCAGAGUUUGAAAAGCUCAAAUUCUAUAGGAGCGAGCAUAUCUUCUACAGUGAAGAAUUUAUCAAGUAAUGUGUUUGUUCAGAAGCUUUUGGCCUCGUCACCUUCUGUAUUGCCUCUACAACUUCAGUAUGUUCCAGAGGAGCCUAACUCAUCCUGGCAAUGGCUUCAACGAUGGACAAGAUCACAAUUUUGGGAAUACCCCUCAAAACCAAUUAGGAGUGGAAAGACAAAGCUAAGUGUUCAGAAACUAUCCUUUGCAAAAGCUGUUAAUGGAUCUAGUCAUUCUACAUUGGAGUAUGAAAAAAAUAAACGAGGUCUGAGGAGAAUUUCUGUCAACUCAGCAGCAGAUUCAGUUCGGGAGCAUCCACAAAAUGAGCUCGAGAGGGUUAAGCGCAAUUUAAGAAAGCUUUCCAACUCUUCAAAGGAGGUUACUGAUAAGUCUGAGUUUGUUAAUGAGAAAACAAAGAAGACUCUGAAAAAAUAUUCUAGUUCUAAUGGCCCUGAUGUUUUAGAACAGGAAUCUGCUGAGAAGAUAAGAGAUGUGACUGCAACACUAUCAGAACUGUCAAUUCUUGAGGCAGAUCUGAAAUUUUCCUCAGAACAUGCUUCUCUUGGUGAGCCUAUUGUCUGUCCUGCAGUUGAUUUUCCACCGGCCAAAAACAAUGGUAAAAUUGAGCACAUGCCACUAACAGAGGAGUUAAACUCUAAGGAUGAGCAGGUCGGUGAUGAGAGCUCAAACACAAACCAAAGAAGAGCUUCUUUCCCAGCAAAAAUUGAUAAUCAGGCAAAUGGGUUAAAUCACAUGCCAAAAGUGCCCAGUUAUAUGGCACCAACUGAAUCUGCGAAAGCUAGACUUAGGGGUCCAGGGUCCCCAAGGUUUAUCCCCGAGGCUGUUGAGAAAAAUGGGUUAAACAGGCCGUAUUCUUUGCCAACUUCAACCACUAGUAAUACAGGUUCACAAUCCCCACAUACUCAAAGACAGGUUCGAGUAGCUGGCAAAGGUGCUAUCAUCAGUGACAAAUCUCAAUCAUCCUCUAAAGAUGCUAAUGAUAAGGUGGUCAGAGCCGAGUGGAGGAGGUAAUUCUUGCACAAGGAAUUGUUUCGAUGAAGUUUCCAUGGGUAAAUAUUUGUAGAUGUUACAGUUGUUUAUUUGGUUCGUUUGUGUUUGGACGUAAAAUUCUUUGGAUCCCCUGUUCACUCUUUUCUACCAUUUAAUAUCAUAGGAAUAGAGUGUGCCCAUCUGCAUAUCUGGCUUUCAGAGAUAUCCUAGUGUCAUAAAUCUAUCUAUCUAUUUAUCUAA